Messenger RNA from Aspergillus chevalieri, 702 nucleotides. It is a transcript of the gene PAD1, whose product is annotated as UbiX family flavin prenyltransferase. Gene Ontology annotation, molecular function: carboxy-lyase activity. Bases 1 to 702 code for a protein of 233 amino acids. The record is from RefSeq and is a predicted model, not a curated record. NCBI's taxonomy places the organism in Eukaryota, Fungi, Ascomycota, Eurotiomycetes, Eurotiales, Aspergillaceae. The transcript has a single exon.
AUGCUGAACUCGAUAUUCUCUGGCAACACCAACAACAACGGUACCACAACACCACGUUCAAUGCGUGAGUCCCCCGACGCCGAAAUGCAACCCGCAACUCACCGUACCCCUAACACGCCCAACAACACACGCCGCCGUCGCAUCGUGGUAGCCAUGACAGGAGCCACUGGUGCCACCCUCGGCAUCAAAGUCCUCAUAGCCCUCCGCCACCUCGACGUCGAAACGCACCUGGUGAUGAGUAAAUGGGCCGAAGCAACCAUCAAAUACGAAACAGACUACCACCCCUCCAACGUCCGCGCCCUAGCCGACCACGUCCACAACAUCAACGACAUGGCAGCACCUAUCUCCAGCGGCUCGUUCAAAACCGACGGAAUGAUCGUGGUACCCUGCAGUAUGAAGACACUGGCUGCGAUUGCCUCGGGGUUUUGUGAUGACUUGAUCUCGCGGACAGCAGAUGUCAUGCUUAAAGAGCGGAGACGGCUGGUGCUCGUUACGCGCGAGACACCACUGAGCGAUAUCCAUUUGAGGAAUAUGUUGACGGCGACGCAGAGCGGGGCUGUUAUUUUCCCGCCUGUACCGGCGUUCUAUAUCCGAGCUGCUGGGGUGGAGGACUUGGUUGAUCAGAGCGUGGGAAGGAUGUUGGACUUGUUUGAUUUGGAUACGGGGCAGUUUGAGAGGUGGAAUGGGUGGGGGGAGUCAUAG